This is a messenger RNA of Hyaloscypha bicolor E, 528 nucleotides long. RefSeq lists its product as uncharacterized. Gene Ontology annotation, molecular function: protein binding. NCBI's taxonomy places the organism in Eukaryota, Fungi, Ascomycota, Leotiomycetes, Helotiales, Hyaloscyphaceae. The transcript is spliced from 2 exons. The record is from RefSeq and is a predicted model, not a curated record. Bases 1 to 528 code for a protein of 175 amino acids.
AUGGAGACCCAGUCAGACGAAGUGAGCGGAGCUACCGGGAACCAAUUGUCGUUCAUGAACCUCCCAACUGAGCUUCAUCUUCAAAUCGCAUCUUACCUUACAUAUCCCGACGCGCUGUCUCUCAAACACACAAAUCGGCACUUCUAUGGCUUCGUCUAUACUGGAGUGAACCUAAAAAUUGAAUGGCUGAUCGAGAGGAGGAGGCUGCAUUUGGACUGUCCGCAUGAUAAGGGGUGUGAGCUGGGGAGUGAUAUGAGAUUCUGUCGAGGAUCCGUCCGGCUGCUAAUGAAGAGAAGGAGGGAGCACGGGGAAUGCGAUACGAGAGAAGGCGGCAGAGGAUGUCUGGUCUUUGGGACGAAGAUUUGCACCUAUCAGAAGAAACCAAUGACGAGGAUGGAAGCAGCCAAGAAAUGGAUGAUGGGCUUCAUGAACAGAAACGCAGCACUCUGGUGGAUUCUGGCAGCAGCAAUCGGAGCAGUACUUGCUUUCAGCUUCAUGUGGAUGAGAGGGUUGGCGAUUGAAGCUUGA